AUGUCAACCGUUCUCUCGACAUCAAUAUUUCUGUUUACCGCGUUUAGCGUAACGCUAUUUGUAAUGCCGCAAGAAACGAAUGCGGCUAGAGCGUUCUACGUUUUCGGCGACUCACUCGUGGACAGUGGUAAUAACAAUUACUUAGUCACCACCGCUCGUGCCGAUUCUCCGCCGUACGGUAUCGAUUAUCCUACCGGUCGUCCAACUGGUCGUUUCUCCAACGGCUUGAACCUUCCUGACAUCAUCAGUGAACAUAUUGGAUCAGAGCCUACGUUACCAAUCCUUAGCCCUGAGCUCACCGGAGAGAAGCUACUGAUCGGAGCUAAUUUUGCCUCUGCCGGCAUUGGAAUUCUCAACGACACCGGCAUUCAAUUUUUGAACAUACUAAGGAUCGGUAGGCAAUUCGAGCUGUUCCAAGAGUAUCAAAAGAGAGUGGAUGAGAUCAUGGGUUCAGACAAAACACAACAGCUCGUAAACGGAGCUCUUGUCCUCAUGACUCUCGGCGGCAACGAUUUCGUCAACAACUACUUCUUGCCUUUCUCUUCUAGAGGCCGACAAUCUUCUCUCGGCGAAUUCAGCCAGCUUCUCAUCUCCGAGUACAAGAAGAUCCUCGCGAGGCUGUACGAGUUGGGUGCAAGGAGGGUGAUGGUGACAGGAACAGGACCAUUAGGUUGCGUACCGUCCCAACUGGCCUCAUCGGGGAGCGUGAAUGGAGAAUGUGCACCGGAGGCGCAAAAGGCUGCAGCGAUCUUCAAUCCGCUUUUGAAUGAAAUGCUUCAAGGACUUAACCGUGAGAUUGGUUCUGAUGUUUUCAUUGGGGCUAAUGCCUUUAACAUGAAUGCAGAUUUUAUCAACAAUCCCCAAAGAUUUGGUUUCGUGACAUCAAAGGUAGCGUGUUGCGGACAAGGAGCAUACAAUGGGCAAGGCGUUUGCACACCGUUGUCGAGCCUAUGUCCUGACCGAAACGCCUAUGCUUUUUGGGACCCUUUCCACCCGACCGAGAAAGCCACCCGACUCAUCGUCCAACAGAUCAUGACUGGUUCGGUUGAGUACAUGAACCCCAUGAACCUUAGCACUAUCAUGGCUUUAGACUCUAGAAUAUAA
Microthlaspi erraticum is the source of this 1104-nucleotide messenger RNA. The record is from the annotation of a GenBank genome assembly. Lineage: Eukaryota; Viridiplantae; Streptophyta; Magnoliopsida; Brassicales; Brassicaceae.